Molecule: messenger RNA, 2247 nt
Organism: Saccoglossus kowalevskii
Lineage: Eukaryota; Metazoa; Hemichordata; Enteropneusta; Harrimaniidae
Cellular component (GO): cytoplasm
Molecular function (GO): protein serine/threonine kinase activity
Source: RefSeq, a predicted model, not a curated record
GUCGAUGGAAGCAGUCACACCAACAUCAACAGAAUCCUAGUCAUUUCGAUUUGGUUCUAGUGUACCAUAAGCGUCAUCGACAUCUGCUGUUAAAAUGAGCAUUAGGGUGGACGCCGUUGCAAAACCGGAAGCGAUGAAUCAUGACUCCUCUAUCCUGGAUUUAGCAUUUGCCAUGGAUUGUACGGGAAGUAUGGGAACGUAUAUAUCCAUGGCUCAACAGAGUAUCAAUCACAUCGUAGAUGAAAUUGUGUCCAAGGAGAGUUCCGAUAUACGUCUGGCCCUGGUUGAAUACCGUGAUCAUCCACCAGAAGAUAGGACAUUUGUGACGAGAGUGAAUGAUUUUACUCCCUAUGUUAGUACCAUGAAAUCCUGUUUAAACGCAGCCAGAGCCGAUGGAGGCGGUGAUACACCAGAAGCGGUAGCUGAUGCGUUGUAUGAUGUUUUAAAUCUCAAUUGGAGAAGUAGUGCCACAAAGAUAUGUGUAUUUAUUGCUGACGCCCCGCCACAUGGGUUGUCUCGGGGAGGAGAUAGAUUUCCUGACGGAUGUCCUAGCGGACUUGAUCCGAUGAAGACUGCGAGACAAUUGGCCGAACGCGAUAUUACCGUGUAUAUGGUGGGAUGUGAACCCAGUAUAACGCCGUACAAACAUUUUUUCAUGGCCGUUGCACACAUGACGGGUGGUCAGUACGUGCCACUGACCGAUGCAUCUUCGCUCGCUAAAGUGAUCAUUGGAGGUGCCAGAGAAGAACUAUCUUUACAAAGACUGAGAUUGAAAGUCGAUGAAGAAAUUCGUAAAGAGGUUGAAACAAAGGGUGUUGUCGAUGAAGACUCUGUGUCAAAACGAGUCAUGAAUAAGUUUCGUGACGAAGGCUACAAAACAAAACAUAUUACAAUUAAUAAACUCCAACUUAAAACAUCAACUUCAGAAGCUGUGAAGUAUUCAGAAUGUUCAUCAAUGGCCGAUGUGAAAAAGGAUUUCGUGGAAGCGGGAACCACAGAGCGAAGCACAAGUAGCUCUGGGGAUGUCGUAGACGUCGAAGAAGAUGAUAUCACUUUGGAACAAGCCAAACGACUCGUGAAACGUUCAGUCGCUACAAGAAUGAUUCUGAAGAAAUGAACAUAAGAAUAAUGUGUUGUGAAAAACUGGAAAUAUAGUAAAUAGAAAUGAUGGUGUUAAAACAAUGUUUACUUCUUCGUAUAUACUUUAGUACUACGCUGAUUGAAUCUUAAAUGGCGCUAGUCGUCGCGCCACGCAUGCGCGACAUAUAUGGGUUUCAUAUAAACAAAGAUGGCGACUUUGACUAUUGCGUAGAUUAAUUAACGAGUAUAAACAGAGACGUUACCAAGCCUUAAUUAGGUAUUUUUUAGGUGACUGGAAGGUAUCGAAGAAGAAGUCACCGGUGUUAAUUUGUGCAAGUCGCGCACGGGUCAAACCUCAUACUUGUGAUUUACAUUAAAAUAGCGCAUUGGAUUGUGGGAAAAUCAAUGUUUAUCAACACAAAUGUCGCACAUGCACAACGCGACGACCGCCGACCUUUAAUGUAGUAACACAAUAUUAGGCUAACCGUUUUGUGAUCUCAAACAAUUGCUAAAGCCUUCCCUAUAGCACUCACGUGAUUGCUUGAAUAUAUCAGCAAAUGCCGUAUUAUGUUCCCUCUGUGUUUCUAACUAUGUUGCUGUGAAAGUAUUACAUUAUUACAUCCUUAUCUUUAUCGUUCUAUAAUAACAUACCAGCGUUGUUGUGAAGACUUCGGGGGAGGGUGAAGUACGAUGUAUUUAAACGUACAUGUGUGUUUACUGGUUAAAAUGUUGCCAGGUUGUGCAUUAUGACGAACGUGUUAUUAUGAGAUGAUAAUUUACUAUAUGGUGAUUCAGGUCCCACAAAAAACAAUCUGCAAUUCGUCACACUCCAUGCUAUGUACAUUGACAAAACGUGCCUCACACUAAUCAAUGACCCAGCGUAACAUAAAAUGAAUCAAGGUGUCAGUAUAUUAUUAUAGUACUAUAGUUAGUAUACAGUUAGUUGCAUAUUUUCCAUUAUUCCAUUUAUUGUCGCUUAUGAAAAAACUAAUGAAAUUAUAUUUAACAUUAUUUUGUCGCGUAGAUUAAAAUUGUACGAUAUCAAUUUUCCAUAUUAUCGGCAUCAGCUGCGUGUAUCGAUAUUUUUUCAUAUUCUAUAUUCAUUUAAUCGUAAAGAGAGUAAUUUAGUUCAGUACUUCAUUGAUUAAAAGAUUUUGAAAAAAAAAA